AUGUCGCCGGAGCCACGAAAAGGCAAUGUUUUUGGGGUUUUCUUUUCAACCAAAAGCGCAAGUGUUUCUGUUGGAGCAGUGAGUGAUGCUAUGGAUUGGCAUUUUUGGUCAGGCAGCAGGCUUGGAAGCAUUGGAAUUAGUUUGGGUUUAUUCAAAUUGGGCUAUUUUAAGAGAAAUAUGAUUGCCAAAGAUAGCAGCUUUCGUAAAUUGUAUAGAUGUGCUUCUUCAGCUUUGGAUUUAGUUGACUCUGAUUCUGGCUCAAGCAGUGAUUUUUAUUCAGCUGAUGAGUUAGUUGGGUUUGAAAAUAUUAAGUUUCAUGGUUUUGAGAGGCUCCCUCUGUUUUCCAUUGUUGUAAUAGUAGUCAAGUCCUUAAAUUGGAGAGUUGCAAACACCAUAAGGUUUGAAGAUGCGGUGGAUAAGUAUGGUUUUCCUGGGUGUAUUUAUGCCUUCAGGAUGAUUGUUCAUUUAUUUGCUUUUGCUGGAAUGCGAUUGGAAGUGCAUGCUUUACUUCGAGAUAUCUUGUGUUAUUAUCAAAAGGUUGAUUUGGAUUUGUCGGAAUUGCUUCCAACCAUCGUGGAGUCGUGUAACCAUGAGGCAACUUUAGUUUUCGUGGUUGAUGCCCUAAUAAUGGUUUUCGCUUCCAACUUACUGCUUGAAAAUGCAGUUAAUGUGUUCUUCCAGGCUAAGGGGAUUGGAAUUCAACCUGGAAUCCGAGCAUGCAAUUUCUUGCUUAAGUGCUUGUCAGAAAGGAAUAAAAGCAAUCAUCUUUUGACUUUAUUUCAAGAGAUGGAGGUCUCUGGACCACCUCCUUGUGUCUAUACAUACACAAUUCUUAUUAACUACUGGUGUAAUGAGGGAUAUGCAGAAGGGAAGGAGGGUAUAGAAAAGGCUUCUUCAAGUCCUGGUAUCAAGAAGUCUGCUUCGCUUUUUGAAAAAAUGACAAGAGUAGGAAUUAGUCCUUCUGUUGUAACGUACAGUGUUUACAUCCGUGGACUCUGUAGAGCUGGGCGCACUACGCUAGCCUUGAAUGUUAUUAAGGACUUAAGGCACAAUAAGCCUCUCAAUGCGUAUUGCUACAAUGCUGUCAUGCAUUCAUUCUGUAAGAACGGUGAACCUGAGGAAGCAAUGGAAGUGUUUGCAGAAAUGAAAAGAUGUGGAAUUUUACCUGAUGUUCAUAGCUAUACUAUCUUAAUUCACGGUUAUUGUAAAUUUGGAAAUGUUGAGAAGGGUCUUACUCUGUUUGAGGAGAUGGAUAGAGAUACAAAUAUAAAACCAUCACUUAUUACUUAUAGUUCACUUCUAGAUGGUCUUUGUAAGAGCGGAUUGAUGGAAGCCUCAGUGGACAUGUUCCGUGAACUUAGGAAUUGUGGUUACAAAUAUGACCAGCAUGCUUACAAUAUCCUAAUAAGUAGCUUUCUUAGGCAGGGUAAUACUGAUUGUGUUCAUGAACCAGAGGAGAUGAUAAGAAAUAAUUUGGAUGAUUCUCUUACUGGUGAUGUUGCUAGUGUGUGCUACAUUGAAGGACAUGUCAGGAAAGCAUUGGAGUUUCUUGAAGAAAUGCACAACCAAGGCAUUAACCCCAAUAGUUUUAGUUAUGGUAUAAUCAUAGAUAAGCUGUGCAAGGAGGGAAAACCAGAAAAAGCAUUGGAGCUUAUACCUUAUAUGCUUAGAAGGAAAGUACUUCCCAAUGUUGUAGUGUAUAGCACUCUCAUACAUGGUUUCUCUAGGCAGGGACAAGUGAAGAAGGCCCUACUAGUUUAUAGCAGUAUGAUAAAGUUUGGGGUUACCCCUAACAAAGUCACCUAUACUAUCCUCAUAAACCUAUUGUUCACUAUGGGCAAAGAUAAAGAGGCAUACUAUUUGUUUGGGCAGAUGAUUUUGAAUCGUCUGAAUCCUGAUAAAGUCUCUUAUACGUCGAUUAUAGCUGGGUUGUGUAAGACUGGACAUCUAAAUAUAGCUCUUCAAGUUUACAGAGAAAUGCAGCAUCAGGGACAUUUGCCUUCAGUAGUCACUUAUACCUGUUUGAUUGAUGCAUAUUGCAAACAGGGUCGCAUGGAUAUAGCAACCAUGCUGGUAGAUGAAAUGAGAAGAAAAAAUCUUUCUCCUGAUGUGGUGACAUACACGGUUUUGGUUCGUGCAUACCUGAGACAAGGUCAAGUGGAGACUGUUCAUUAUUUAUUUAAGGAAAUGAGAAAGGAAGGCCUUGUUCCAGAUGAUAUUAUGUGCAAUUUACUAGGGUUGAGCAAAGAACAUUAG
Messenger RNA from Oldenlandia corymbosa var. corymbosa, 2256 nucleotides. NCBI's taxonomy places the organism in Eukaryota, Viridiplantae, Streptophyta, Magnoliopsida, Gentianales, Rubiaceae. The record is from the annotation of a GenBank genome assembly.